AUGGUUAUGCGCAGUGCACCGCUGAUGGGCUGGAAGAACGUCAGCACCGGAUCGGACGCGGAGAAACACAUGCCCAUCACCAGGAUAUGCGUGCCGGUGCAGCAGGGCUCGAUCUACGGGGUGCGCGAUCGGCUCCCGAACGGCCAGAAUUACUACUACUUCAAGGGCGUACCGUACGCGCGGCCUCCGGUCGGGUUGCUGCGCUUCAAGUCGCCGGUGCCGCUGGAAAAGUACGCCGUGUCGUACCUGGACUGUACGAAGGAGCGCAGCAACUGUAUGGGGCUGGACGUGCUGUCCAAGGAGAUCAGUGGUUCCGAGGAUGGCCUUUUUCUCAACAUCUACACACCGAAGCUGGGCAAAUCGGAUGACCCAUCGCCCGUGCCGGUGAUGGUUUUCAUCCACGGAGGCGGCCUAAUCGGUGGCCACGGUGACAGUUCGCUCUACUUGCCCAACUACCUGGUGCAGCAGGGCGUACUCGUGGUGACGCUCAACUACCGACUGGGCGUACUGGGCUUCCUGUGUCUGCCCGAUGCCGGCGUGGAGGGAAAUGCGGGCCUCAAAGACCAACGGAUGGCGCUGCGGUGGGUCAGCGAGAACAUUGCCCAGUUCGGGGGUGAUCCGCACAACGUGACACUGUUCGGGGCCAGCUCGGGUGCGAUCGCCGUCAACUUUCACUGUCUGUCCGGUGAAUCGAAGCGAUACUUCCACAAAGCGAUCCUCCAGAGUGGCUCGAUCUACACGGAGUUCUCGUUCCAGGACCAACCGGAGCAGAAGGCCCGCCAGUUGGCCCGUCUGCUCGGCCACAGCCCGCAGACGGACGCGGAGGUUUACGAGGCCCUUCGGAAUGCACCGGCCAAGAAGCUGUUCGAGCUUCAGCCGCUGGUGCUGACGGAGCGCGAGAAAAAGGUCGAGAAGCUGUUCCAGAUCCCGUUCCUGCCGGUGGUCGAGCGGUCCGAUUCGCGGGAUGCCAUCGUAACGCGGCACCCGUCGGAGAUCCUGGGCGAACCGGACGCGAUCGGCAUCCCGAUCAUUCUGGGGUACAACGAGCGCGACGGAAUGAUGGUGUUGAUCGAUGCGAUCAAAACGCUUGCCUCGUACAACGCCGAACCGGAGCGCUUCAUACCGCGCACGGUGGCGAUCGACUACUUCUCGGCGGACGCACGCGCCCUCGGUGAGGAGAUCCGGGAGUUCUACUUCGGCCCGAAGGCCGUCAGCCGCGAUACGCUCGUCCAGUUGACGGACGUGUUCACCGACAAGUACCUGCUGGCGUACCGGAUGACGGUGGAGCUGUGGGCUCGGUACCAGCGCAAGACCAAGUUCUUCGGUUACCGGUUCGCGUUCGAUGGGCUGCUCAACAAGGGCAAGGCCAUCAUGUCGCUGCGCACGAUGAAGGGAGCGGCCCACAUCGACGAGGUGUACUAUCUGUUCAGCUCGCCCCUGCUCCGCACCGAGGUGCCCGAGACGGACAAGUCGUACGAGCUGCGCAACACGAUGGUCGCCCUGUGGACCAACUUUGCCAAGUACAGUGAUCCGACGCCCGCCGCCUGCCCGGACGCGGCCAAGGUGCCGUUCCGCUGGGAACCGCAGCAGAACGUGCCCGAGGAUGCGGAGCACGUCCCGCUGAUGUGCCUGAACAUCACCAACGACACGAUCCGGAUGGCCGAGAUGCCCGAGAAGCGGCGGAUGGACUUCUGGACCGAGAUCUACCAGCGCUACAAUGGGCGCGUUUCGGACGUCAAGAUACCGGCAAUCGGCACGUCGGCGGCAGGCACCGACCAGAACAACAACUUCUAA
Molecule: messenger RNA, 1794 nt
Organism: Anopheles cruzii
Lineage: Eukaryota; Metazoa; Arthropoda; Insecta; Diptera; Culicidae
Product: esterase B1-like
Exons: 2
Coding region: 1-1794 (597 amino acids)
Source: RefSeq, a predicted model, not a curated record